CGAACCUCGAUCAGAGAAACUUUGACUAUGUGUAUUGUAUCCCCUAUAAAAGGGGAGAGACCCCUCAUUGUAAUGGAUCCAAGUUUAGAACAAAUAAACUCCUACUUUGCAUUCUCUCUCUCUAAAACUUAUAUUAUUCUUUGUUCUCGGUGGUUUAUCGCCAUCAAAUUGGUGCUCUCAUUGAGAGAAGAGAAACAUACUCGUAGGUUAACUCCCGAACGCGAGAAUGGUGCAAACAAGGAGCAACGUCCCCACCACCAGCCACGUCGUUGGCGAAGAGAACGCGCCGGGCAGCGGCAAUGGUACGGGCGGCAUCGGUUCGACUCCGGACGCGGUCCAGGCGCUUUUCGGCUUGGGGGUGACCGCGGAGCAGCUCCAGGCAGCUGUUGCGGCACUUUCCGCCAAGGGUGGGAACGUGCCCGGCGCCGGAGUUGGCAAAGCUCCGUCCAAUCUCCAUGCCGAACACGCUGCCACUUCCCAACACAAGGGGAAGAAGACCUGGAGGAGUAGAAGGAGGCCCGGCAAGGCCCCGACAAUCGAGGAGGUGAUUGUGGAGGACGUCCCGGAUGAGGAGGACGAUGAGUCCAGCGAGUGCCGAGUGUCAGCCUUCAGACGCUUAGGAGGGGAAGAGACUCGGGUGUCGGCAUUCGACAGGCUCGAACGCGGACCGGAAGUUCGCCCGGGCGACCUCCGCCGACAAAUAGCCGAAGGCAGGCGGAGGCAUGCUGAGGAGUCUGCAACAUCGGAUGCUCGCUCGGCGAGGUCCGAGCGGAGCGGAGAGAGGCGGGAGGAGCGCACCCAGCGUCGCCAUAGCCCGACGAGAACUGAGAAGACAAAGGUCUCUGACCAAGGAGUGUCUCGGCUCGCACGUGAGGUUGCCGAGCUUAAGCGCCGAGUGGAGACCAGGGCUCCCUACAGCCAGCCCAUCUUGCGGA
This is a messenger RNA of Cuscuta campestris, 935 nucleotides long. NCBI's taxonomy places the organism in Eukaryota, Viridiplantae, Streptophyta, Magnoliopsida, Solanales, Convolvulaceae. The record is from the annotation of a GenBank genome assembly.